AUCUAGGAUUUAGUAGUAGUUGACUUAGUCUAUGCCAAGAUCCAUAUCUUUAAUAAUGGUCCCUAUAUCACUGUUGGUAUACCCAGGUAAGCUGAAAUUGCAUGGGCCACUAAGCCCAUUAGGCUAGGCUCAUAUUGAGAGCCUUAUAUGGGGAGCCUUAUAUCGGCACUGCGCCAGCGUAGUUAGGAAUAAAGUAAGCUUUCUUCCUGCUCUUCUCCCGUGUCUUGGUUGCUUUAACUAACAAUAGCUUAUAUCAUUAUCCACUCGGAACGUGGUACUUCUAGCCCCUUGCCUUGCCCCCCCUUUUUUUGUCCACUUCUCCCCUUUGCAUGUUACUGUCUGUAGGGUUAGCUUCUUGGCUCGUCAACCAACUUGCUGCGCCGUAUAUGGACCAACAUACGGUGCCGAUCUAUCUGAUAACUUUAUCCCCUUUCUAUCUAGGCGUCGUCCACCCACUUUCAUCUUUCUUCAUUCUUCUGUCUAGCAUGUGCAGUUACGGACAGAAAAGGUAAAUUCCAUAAAUUACCGGGGACGCACUGACGAUCGGGAAGCACUUAGUUACUGGGCAGACUUGGUUAUUUACUAGGGUAUCAAUCAACCAUGGGUUCCAUCAAAAUCUUAAAAACUCUACGGGUGGGAAAGGGCAUCACCAUGGACAUCACCAUCAACGAGGCCGAGCCGGAAGAUUCGAUCAAUAGAUAUGCUAUGGACACGAUCUGUACCGGUGAGGAGGUUCUCGAUAUCCCAGCUCAUUGGCACAAGGACCAUGCGGAGUAUCUUCACGUCAUUGAGGGUAGGGUGGAAAUCACUUUGAACGGAGACAAGGUCCUUAUGAAAGCUGGAGAUCCUGCGGUACGCGUUUCACGUCGUGCCGUGCACAGCAUCAAAGGGUUUCGAGACGAGAGACUUGUCUUACGGGAAAGACCCGACCCCGCGGGCAUGUAUAAAGCCUUGUUCUUCAACGACGUGCUUUCGACGGGGAUGUUUGGAAGUUUCUGGCACGUCGUUAGGGCAUUUCAUGACUGGGACACGUAUCUAGCGUUGCCCUUAUAUUUUCGAUUCUUCGAUGAAGUGUUCAUGAUGAUAUUUGGAUGUAUUGCGCGUCUAUUUGCACCCCCGAAGCCCAAGGGGCUCUUCUGCUAGGCAACCUUUUGAAUAGGUGGAAGAUUCUGUGAUAUCAGGUAUUGUUGAUGUUAAUAUAACUAGGUAGCGGUCGGUUCUGGGCAAGUGACGCUAGGUUAACUGCCUCAAAGUCUGGGCUCCAUGUGAGUAUUGGUUCAAAAUAUAGGUAAUAAUCAGCUAGAAAGUCUCAGUUGUUUGAGCUUAAUGUUGAUGUGUGUGUCAAAACGAGACGUGCCCAUUCAAUUAUAUUCGUUGGUUACCUAAAGAGUUCUUCGUAGGAUUUGGUGGCGCUCAAGGGUGUCACGUGGCUCUUGGCUCAGUACGACGUAGGUACAUAGCACGUAUUAGCCAAC
This is a messenger RNA of Hypoxylon fragiforme, 1475 nucleotides long. RefSeq lists its product as uncharacterized. NCBI's taxonomy places the organism in Eukaryota, Fungi, Ascomycota, Sordariomycetes, Xylariales, Hypoxylaceae. The record is from RefSeq and is a predicted model, not a curated record. The coding region runs from base 601 to 1143 and encodes 180 amino acids. The transcript is spliced from 5 exons.